Messenger RNA from Hippocampus comes (tiger tail seahorse), 4308 nucleotides. RefSeq names its product G protein-coupled receptor 139 (gene gpr139). Gene Ontology annotation, biological process: phospholipase C-activating G protein-coupled receptor signaling pathway. Gene Ontology annotation, molecular function: neuropeptide receptor activity. Lineage: Eukaryota; Metazoa; Chordata; Actinopteri; Syngnathiformes; Syngnathidae. The coding region runs from base 111 to 1238 and encodes 375 amino acids. Gene Ontology annotation, cellular component: plasma membrane. The transcript has 2 exons. The record is from RefSeq and is a predicted model, not a curated record.
ACACACACGUGCCAAUUGUCAGACUGAGACCAGAGCGACGGUCACUUAACAGUUUGCUGGCGCCUUGCGGCUUCUUGACACCGAGCGCAGCUGAGGAAGAGGACGCGGCCAUGGAGCACAGCCACAUCUUCCCCGUUUCCACCGCCAACGAGAGCAGCCGGAGCGUCGGGCAGCAUCCCUCGGAGGGGGCCCCGGGAUGUCCCCUUGGACCGCUGCCUGUCAUCUACUACAGCGUCUUGCUGUGUCUCGGCCUGCCGGCCAACAUCCUGACGGUGGUCAUCCUGUCCCAGCUGGUGCUGCGUCGUCAGAAGUCGUCCUACAAUUAUCUCUUGGCGCUGGCGUCCGCCGACAUCAUGGUCCUGCUGCUCAUUGUUUUUGUCGAUUUCAUACUGGAGGACUUCAUUCUGGCCACGCCGCUCCCGCCGUAUAUAAACAGCGCCGUGCAGGUGCUGGAGUUCUGCGCCAUCCACACGUCCAUCUGGAUCACCGUGCCCCUCACCGUCGACCGUUACAUUGCCGUUUGCCACCCGCUGCGCUACCACACCGUCUCCUACCCGGCGCGCACGCGGAGGGUGAUAUUCGCCGUCUAUAUUGGGUGCCUGCUCUCGGCCGCGCCAUACUACUGGUGGCCGGAGCUGUGGCACAGCUUGCCCGCUGUGGCGAGCGGGGGCGGCGGCGAGAACGACAUCCGAACCGCGGCCCAACACGUCCUGGUGUGGGCUCACUGCGCCACCAUCUACCUCCUCCCCUGCGCCGUCUUCUUCACCCUCAACGCCGUCAUCGUGCGCAAGCUGCGCCGCCGCCGCAGCUGCUUCCGCAUGCGUGGCUACUCCACCGGCAAGACCACCGCCAUCCUGCUCGCCAUCACCUCCAUUUUCGCCGUUCUGUGGGCACCUCGGACCCUCAUGAUACUCUACCACUUCUACUCGUCGCCACCGGCCUCGGCGGGCGGCGGGCGCCUGCUGCACAUGCUGACGGAUCUGGCCAACAUGCUGGCGUUGCUCAAUACCGGCGUCAACUUCUUCCUUUACUGCUUCAUCAGCAAGCGUUUCAGGGCCAUGGCGGCCAACGUGCUGCACGCGCUGGUCCACUGCCGGAAGCAGCCGCAGCCUUUCUAUGCCAGCCACAAUUUCUCCAUCACGAGCAGUCCCUGGAUCUCACCGGCCAAUUCCCACUGCAUCAAGAUGUUGGUGUACCAGUACGACAAAAACGGGAAGCCUAUUUGUAUUUCCUCUUGAAGGCUAAGGCUCAGUCGUCAGCGGGGCGGGGGGAGAGAGGCAACAUCGGGGCUUUUGUCUCCUUGGAGACCAUCCUCGCCUGCAUGGGACUCUUUGGGAAAAGGUCAGCCUACACAGCGGGAACAGCGGUGGCACUUAAGCUAGCUUUGAGCCGAAACAAAGUGUUAUGACAGAAAAGCAUGCUACGGUGACAAAAAGUUGUUCUGAAUUACAGUGAGGGAACCAGUAUCUCUUUGCAAAAAAAAAAAUACAAUCUACAGACUCUCGAGCUCGUCGUCGCCCAAACCACGGACCGACGGCCCUGUAUGUGUGGUUUAUGGGUCGCCAUCUGUACCGGCGGAUUCAUAGCCCGAUGGGAGGCAUCAAAGGCUUUGGUGCUACGAGGUCACCAGUCUAUGAACUAUGAACACCUGCUACUUUAUGUGCCAGAAUGUUCCAGUAAGUCUGAUCAGGGGGGUACUCAGGCACAGCCCCCAAAUUGGCGUGCCCAGCCGUUAUCCUACAACAACUAGUUUUAAUAUGCAGAAGAGUCUUUAAGAGCCCUUUUUUUUCCUCCCCUUUCGGUGCUCGCUCUGAAAUUGACAAGCUCGUUGUGACAACUGUGUAUAUCGUCGGUCCAAUAUGUAUUCACGCUAGACUGUUACUGUAGCUUCACAAAGAUGUUCAGCAGUAUGGCUAUGAGCUAGUUAUCGUCGUUUCCAGUAUUAGAAAGAGGAAAUUUCUGCCAUUAGUGGAUAGUCCUCUGUGAACUAAUAAUGGCCCUGGAUGAUUUACCAUCAGCCAUGACCUGGAUGAAUAUAAUGAAUGUCAUCAAACGUCUCUUUAACCCUUUAUUGGGAUACAUUUGAACAAAUGGGCUGUACUUUAAGGGGCCAACACGGUGCCAUAGUGGCUAGCAAAUCUGCCGCAUAGUUCUGGGGUUUGGGUGUCAAAUCUCGGCGCCGCCCUGUGUGGGGUUUGCAUUGCCCCCCCCCCCCCGAGUUACUUUUCUGAGGGCACUCUGGCUUCUUCACACAUUCCAAUGACAAGCAUGCUAGCUUCGUUGAUGACUCGAAAUUGUCCUUAGGCGCGAGUAGGAGCGUGAACGGUGAUUUGUCCCGCGAUUGACUGGCGACGACGCGUUAAGGGUGUCCCCCGAACUCUCACUCGUCACGCUAAUGAGGACAAGUGCGAUAGAAGAUGGAUGGAUGGAAGGUUUGAACGCACUCUGUAGCGGUACUAACAGCAACCAGGUAGCCGUCAACACAGCGCACUGGUUGAAAGCGAAGUGGGGGUCCUUGGUUCAAGGUGGGAGCGAUAGAUGAGAUUUUUGGGCUUACGAACUGUCUUCGUUGAAUGACUUUGCUGGGUGGAAAUUUAUUUCGCGGCACAAGAAGGUUUGCUCAGGUCUGCUCAUACUUUGAUUUAUGUGGAUGACCUCAAGUCUGUUGCCUGUAAUUAGGACUUGACUGCUGCAUGAGCGAAGGUCACUGAUGGACGACGGUACGUUCCAAGGAAAGAAAUUUUGGUUUACGUCGCAAACCGAGGACCCCUCGGACACAAAAGAGUGUGAAUUGAUUGAUGCAUUCGGUGAAAAGGUGUCAUUUGGGACAAAUCUCUCACCCUUCAAAUUUGUUUCUCCCAUCAAAAAAAAAUUGCCUUCCUCCACCCACGAUCAAGCGGUGACUUUGAUUUUGUUCUCAUGCAUCCCACUGGCUGAUCAAAGUUCAGACCUAUUGAGGCACAUCUCUCUCAAGUGUCAAAAGAGUGUCUUGAAAUUGCAAAUGGCUCUUGCAGAAACCUUGCAUUCAUUCAUCCAUCAGUCGCCUUGAAGCCGGAGAUUGUUUGACGUGGGCUGAUUGAGUUGAGGCCUUCACAUUCGAACAUCCGGCAUACUUUCACAUGUUAAUUCCAACUUGGCAACUCAUGAUGCCAAAAAUUUUGCUGCCACGCCAAAGUAUUCUUUUUAUUUUUUUUUUAACUUGUAACAGUGACUGCAUGUUACCAUGGUGAAGAUGCCGUUUGUAUUAUGGUGCGUGUCACCAUUCAGCAUCGCGACGUAUGUUUUGGAGAUAUUAUGAAAUGUAUUGAGUGUUUUGUCCCGGCAAGACGACAAUCCAAAUCAUGGAAUUUAUUUUUGACGUAGGAGAGUUGCGCACGUCUUUGUCCUGGCUGCUGGGGACAAUAUGAAGAAUGGAAUGUACUUAGUCCGUCAAAGACUCUUUGACUCACGAAUACAACAUGUCGGUGGAAAUACAAUUUUCCAUGUCUCGCUAAAGAGCAACAGUUGGGCUCAUGUGGUUCCAGCGUCUCUUUCCAUCAAAGAUAACUGCCCCCCCCCAACCCCCGUUUCUCCUCAGCCACGUGUCGGGAUAGAUGAGGAGUUCGGCCAGUCCAAUCGGCGUGUUUUUGUUCCACUCAAAUUGAUUUUCCUCCAAAUUACAAAGCGAAAUGAGGGAGUUUGGCUUGCCACCUGCUCCUCUGCUUUCCUCCUGUCGUUCAACGCGCGCUCUUUGCUUCCACUUCAUGUCCAACCCACCUGCGCAGUCUUUAUUUUCAACUGCCCUCUUUAUCCGUUGGCUGACAGCCUGCACGGUUAAAAAAUAGAAAAGACAUAUUUUUGUACAAUGUUACUUCAUUUUCUUAUGUUUGAUCCCCCCCCCCACCCACCCCAUUAUUAUUUAUGUGGCAAAAUGUAGCAUUUUCAGCUCAGCAUGUGCUUGUUCCUGCUCAGAACACAAGCAUUGUCAUUUUUGCCCAUCACAUGAACAUCACCUUUAAAAUGCGGUAAAUGUCCAUCAGUAAUUCUGAUAAUGUUGCGUAGCUUCCAGUUGAUUGUCUUUUGGAUCUCACAUCACAUUCAAAAGGUUGAGCUGAGGUAAGUGCCUGUGAGAUUAAGUGUGUAGAGGAGCUGCACCAAAAGAAAAAUCAAUCGGCAGUCGUCAUUUAGUGAGGGACUUCACCUCCGCUCCCUCAAAGUCAGCCCAAAGCGGCGGGUCAUCGCAUUUCAUUUAGCACCAGGGAGCACUUGCGCUACAUGCUAUCGUCAAUGUUGCCGAAUGAUUCGGUGGUUGAUCAUUAAAAAUUAAGA